Molecule: messenger RNA, 1677 nt
Organism: Oppiella nova
Lineage: Eukaryota; Metazoa; Arthropoda; Arachnida; Sarcoptiformes; Oppiidae
Source: the annotation of a GenBank genome assembly
AUGAAAGAAGAAGGCGAUGCGUUGAGCAACGAUGCCAUCGAUCAUCAGUCACACCAGUCGUCGACAGAGACAUCGAUAACCACUUCGAUUAAAGUGGAAUCCGUUUCCUCGAACUCGACGUCCAACUCGAAAGUGACGAGUUCUACGAACGGCACCGGGAGUGGUGUUAGUGUUAGUGUCAUAUCAUCACCACUUCGUCGGCCCAAAACGUCAGUCCUGGAAGCGGUGGAUCUGGUCCGGGCCCAGCUGUACGGCAAUGCACUGGUCACGAUCGGCACGGACUUAGCAGCGGCUGCGGCGGCCGCCGCCUCAGGGAUGCCGUUCUCGAUGCCCGGCUCCGAACAGAACAGGUUUCUCAUGCAAGAGUUGGCGAACGUGGCCGCGAGGAACGCCCUCUCCGGCGCCAACAGCACGCACUCAAAGUCCAGUUCCGACGGAUCCAACAGUGCGUCGCCGCUGUCCCUGAGUCUGGGCGUCAGCUCUAAACCCGGACCCAAACCCCGCGCCGCCGACUCGCCCGGCAGUGGCUCGACGACCAGUACGACGACAGGUCAGGGACGGGACAAAGUGUUUGUGUGUCAGGUCUGUAACCGGUGUUUCGGGUAUAAACAUGUGCUUCAAAACCACGAGCGGACGCAUACCGGGGAGAAGCCGUUUGAGUGCCGGGAAUGCCAUAAGAGGUUUACUCGCGAUCACCACUUGAAGACUCACAUGAGGUUACAUACGGGAGAGAAGCCGUACCACUGCACCCAUUGCGAGAGACAGUUCGUGCAGGUGGCCAACCUUAGGAGACACCUACGGGUGCACACCGGCGAACGGCCCUACGCUUGUGAACUGUGUACCAGUCGUUUCUCGGACUCCAACCAAUUGAAGGCUCAUAUGUUGAUACAUAAGGGCGAGAAGCCGUUCGAGUGCAAGAAGUGCCUGGGUAGGUUCAGGAGGAGACACCACCUCAUGCACCACAAGUGCCCGAAGGACGAGGCGAAUAUUGGCAAACCCAGACGCGGCCGACGCCCCAAAGCCUACGACGCUCUCAUCUCUCCCGGUGUCGCUCUGUUGCGCACCGCGUCCGCAGACGAGACCCAUCUGCCGGUUGUGGCCACCGCUGCCACAGUCUCGUCCUCGACGGCCGCCCUGUCCGCGGCCGCCACUUCCAGUUCCUUCUAUCAUCACAUAACACCAUCAGUGCCACAGGCGCCGCCUCCAGUCGCCCAUAUAGGGGGCGGUCUGCUCGAGUCGUCGGGUCCGUCGAAAUCGCGCCGAAAGCCCCGGCAAACGAUCCGUAUAUUAACGCCACAGCACCGGGAGAUGUUUCUCACGGAUCACGACUCCAUUCAGACACAACCCCUCAAUCUUUCGCUCUCGCCUUCACUUCAGGGACCGACAACUCUGCCGACAGGACUCAUGUACUACACGACGACUGCCAGCGCCGAUGUGCUCGACCUCUCCCGGUCUCGGAGCGACGACUCGGAGGCCGAACCCAUUGAGGAGGAGGUGGACGACGAAGACGAUGAGGACGACCCCUACAUCUGCGAUCCCUACCAUCGCAGGCGUAUUCACGAGAACAGUUCCAGUGAUAACAAUGGCAACGGAGGUAUGGAUGCGGACACUGAUCACGAAGAGAACGGCAACAACGGAGCCAUUCCUCUGACUAAACCUAAGACCACGUCGUGUUAA